Molecule: messenger RNA, 965 nt
Organism: Phytophthora sojae
Lineage: Eukaryota; Oomycota; Peronosporomycetes; Peronosporales; Peronosporaceae
Exons: 3
Coding region: 1-933 (310 amino acids)
Source: RefSeq, a predicted model, not a curated record
AUGUGGCAGGACCAAGCGCUCCGACAGCAACGGCGCCGUGAAGAAGCGGAGCGUGACAACGUCCGCCUGAAACUCGCCGUUGAGCGGCAGCGGAAGGUGGCCAACAGUCUGCAGAACUUGAUGAAGAAGCGAGCGAACCAAUUGACGAAGGAGUGUGGAGCUUUGACGAGCCAACCAUUCUUAGAGCACCAUAUCGUGAACGUGCUGAAUGUGGACGGAGACAUGGAAGAAGACUUUCGAAGGCUUAUCCGACACCUGGAGACUGCGUAUCGGGGCUUGGAUGCGGUGUUUACAGCCAACGGUCUGGCGAGCCCGACGCUUUCCCCCGGUGACGUUCACUUGCGCGAAAGCGUCGACGGCAGAUACCUCGAGUGCUUUAGUCACAAGUCGCUACCUUUUGAUAUGCGCGCGACUACCGAGGCUAUCUGGCAACACUUCAAAGGAGUCGACAAACACUAUGGCGCCGGCAGUCUCUACAAGAAAGCUGCAAAGAAUCUUGACGAGCCAUACACGAUCAUCGAAAACUUUACGAAGGAGCUAUACGCUGACACGUCUCGAGCUGACAUCAAGGUUAAGCAAGUCGUGCGGCGUUACAUGGAGACUGACCGCGACGUCGUGAUUUGGGUCGCACAAGUAGCGCCCGCCCAGAUUAAGCACAAGCUACUUCGUGGCUUCACAUAUUAUCUUCGCGGCUACGCAGUGACGAAGCGGUCACUGGACUCCACCACAGGUCAUGAGCUCGCGGAACUUCAGCAGUGCUCGCUGAUUUCCCUUGACCGAGACGCCCACAUGAAGCUCGGCACAGCAAAUCUGCAUGCUCUGACCAACUUUCUGGUGGCGAACACCGCACAAAAUAUCCGCUCACACCGCGAGUGCAUUGAGAACAUCCUCCUUGACCAGGCUGUGGCAAGCCGCAUAGCCAAAAGUGGCUAGAAAUUAAUGACAAUAUUCGUCAGUGUACAAUU